Molecule: messenger RNA, 4493 nt
Organism: Notolabrus celidotus (New Zealand spotty)
Lineage: Eukaryota; Metazoa; Chordata; Actinopteri; Labriformes; Labridae
Gene: trim8b
Product: tripartite motif containing 8b
Exons: 6
Coding region: 1253-3037 (594 amino acids)
Source: RefSeq, a predicted model, not a curated record
ACCGACCGAGAAAAGAACCCAUAAAAGAACCAGGUCUUAGACGGAUCCUCUUUGGACCUACAAUAACGACGAAAAGCCACGGUACUCGUCGGUGGAAACGGGACUUUAACGUAGAUAGGUACCGAUAAACCGUUUUUCCUUCCUCUCCACCUCGGAUAUCUCCUUUUUCUGUCCCCCUUUUUUUUUUAAAUGAGGAUUUGCAAGAUGGCUGAUGACAGCUACCCCUAACAAGGACAGAAAGCGACGUCCCCUUUAAGAUCAUUAAAGGGGGAUAUUUGUGUGUUUCUCCUUCGUCCUGUGUGUGAAUAUUGAAAUAAUGACUGUAUUUGAGACCACCAGGCCCGUCAGGAAGUAAUGCCAGGCUGAGUGUUUGUUUGUACCUGAGCUGUGGUAGAAAAUGGUGAGGUGACGUCUGAGGUAAUUUACACGAUUUAUUCCAGAUAAGGAAGCGGAAAAAUAUGUUGUUGGCUAAAGGUUGAGGCGACGAUAUGCGAAUAAGGUGGACAGCUCUGUGUUAAAAAAGAGGCUGGAGCUUGAAUAAAGAUAAUAAUCAUCUUUAAAUCAGGGGGUAUUUGAUAGAUGUGUCGGAGGGGGGGAGUAAAAAAGGCUUCUGCAACAGCAGCCAACAUUCCUGCGGAUCCUAAAAGCCUUUGUUUUGUGCGCAGGAGCUGGACUCGACUAUUAAAACGAUUAACUAUGCAGUAAACAGACUGGAAGUGAUGGCCCGGGUAUGAUUUUCAGUUUAAUGAGAUUAUAAGGCCUUUGUUGUCGACAGUAAACUGCUAGAAAAGCCGAGGCCUUGUGUACAGAUAUGUGAGCUGUGCCACAUAGCAGGCGUAAUUCAUCCAAACACAAAUGUCCCUUUUUUUCCAGAUUGCAAACCUGGAGGUGUGUGUGGUGAUCAUCUGACCUGUGAAACAGCAUUUCUCUUAAUACAGCCAACACAUCCCUGGUUGUAUGUAUAAUUGAAAUUGCAGGUGGAUACUUAUUUAUGAUUCAAGGGACAAAAGCAUUGCGCUGCGUUGUGAUCAUUGAAGGGAAUCAAGCGUCCUUGAGGUCCCCUGACAAAAACAGAUUCAGGUUUUUAAAAACCAGCUCUCUGUAUGAUUAGUAAUCAGGGUGUGGACUGGACUGGAGCAGUCCCUUUCUCGUGGUUUUCAUGCUUCGUUUGCUGGUCUGAAUCAUAAUCCGACGUAGGGAGCUCUCAAGAGAGAGGCCUGGAGGUGUGGUAGAAGUGGAAAGCAGUCAGUGUAUGCCUGCCCACACCAUCAUGGCCUCUGACAUGGCUGAGACAUGGAGGAACUGUUUUGAGGAGGAGCUCAUCUGCCCCAUCUGCCUGCACGUGUUCUCAGAUCCCAUCCAGCUGCCCUGCAAGCACAACUUCUGCCGGAGCUGCAUCAGCGAGGCCUGGGCCAAAGACUCCUCGCUGGCCCGCUGCCCUGAGUGCAAUCAUGCUUACACACAGAAGCCCAGCCUGGAGAAGAACCACAAACUGUCCAACAUAGUGGAGAAGUACAACGCUCUGAGCGUGGAGAAGGCCAACACGCCCGCUCUGCAGUGUAUCUUGUGCCGCCGAGGCCCGCCACUCCCCGCUGUGAAAGUCUGCCUACGCUGCAACGCCCCAUGCUGCCAGUCCCAUGUCCAGACACACCUGCAGCAGCCGUGCUCGGCCCUCGGGCACCUGUUGGUGGAGGCUGAGGCCGUGAAGGCCUGGACCUGCCUGCAGCAUGACGAGUACAGGCUGUACCACUGUGAGGCCGAGCAAACGGCCGUGUGUCAGUACUGCUGCUUCGCCCGCUGCCACCCCAGCCAUGGCCACGCCGUCACCGAUGUGGAGCUGAGACGCAACGACAUCAGACAAAACCUUUUAAGACAACAGGAGCGCGUGGAGGAACGAGUGCAGGAGAUUGAGGAGCAGCUUUGCAAACUUGACUCUGACAAGUGUGUGGUAGAGGACAGAGUGUGUGAGCUGAAAGAGGAGGUGCGUCUGCAGUACCAGAGGAUGCACCAGCUCCUGGAGGAGGAUCUCGGUCGGACGCUGGAGGCUCUGGACCGCGCUCAGGCUCGCUUCUGCCAGGAGAACGCCGCCCAGGUUUUGGUUCUAGGCGAGCAGCGCCACGAGGCCCAGAAGCUGCUGAGCUCCAUCCACACAGCUUUCAACAAGGCCGAGGAGCUGAGCUUCAUGAAAAACACCAAGCCGGUUAAAAUCCUCACAGACAGGUCUCAGGCAUGUGUGGGCAGCAGUCUCCCUCCUUAUAAAGUGGGGAAUCUAAACUCUAAACUGUUCCUCUCUGAAAUCUCAAAAAGAGAGAAGAGCUUGAAAAGAACCCUGGAAGCCCCCCUCACCCCUCCCUCGACCUUUCUUCAGUCUGUUCCUGCGUAUCCCAGCGGCCAGAGCUCUGGCUCCGGAUCAGAGAAACGGAAACAUUCCACCGCCUUCCCAGAAGGCAACGGGAACGUCGGAAAAAACGCCGCUCAAGGUUUCAAGGACUCCUCCUCCUCUUCCUCGUCUUCUUCCUCAUCUCUUGCCAAGCAGCCCUACCUGGGCUCUGGCUCCGGUUCUGGGGAAGGCCAGUCCACCAAUCAGCAGCCUCUCGGUCCUUGCGGCCCGCCUCACAUCAGCGAGAGCAGCGGGACAGGAAGCGGAAGCGGCUCUCUGACCAACCACCACUCGGGCUCCGUGUUCGGCUCCUCGCACUUUCCUCCUGGCGGCAGCAGCUCCUCGCACUCCGCCCAGCAGGCCGUGCUGCCUCAAUACGGCGGCCGGAAGAUCCUGGUGUGCACGAUGGAUAACUGCUACUGCUCCGGAGUGCCCUCGGUGUCGGGCCACCGUAGCCACCCUCCGUACCCGCGCUCGGGCUCCUUCCCCUGGGUCAGUGCCCAGGACUACCCCCCUCCUCCUGGUCUGGCCUCUGGAGGUCCAUCUAUGCAGGGCCUGGCAGUGAGGGACUGGAUAGACGCCUCGCAGACACACAGACAUGCAGAUUUUUACGGGCUGUAUGGGCAGCCGUCUACAAAGCACUAUGUCACCAGUUAACAGAGUAGACACGCACACACACAUAGACACACAAACACACACACACACACACAUAUUUGGAAAUAUAGAGGCAGUCACCAAAAUAGCACACCUUUACCGACGUAUUAACUGGAUUAAAACACAACGCAGUUAUACUCUAUACACAGUGGAAUAGUAGAAGUUAUACCCACACACAGAUCUAGAACAUGUACACACAUUCGGGGGCAGGGUUGAUCUCUUCGUGUGUUUGCUUUUUCUUAUUUUCUGUGUUUUCAGUCAGAGUCUCAUGUAGUGUAUUAUACGUUAACAGCCAUCCGCUUCACUCUGGCACGACUUAGCUCAGCAUUUUCCACACACACAACAACAACAACAAACACAAGGCCUGAGAGGAGACGUCUCGCAUCUUAUUAUUAUUUAUGGAGCAGGAGGCGGAUGGAUGGAAAAAUGAACUUCAGAGGAUCUUUCUCCUCUCCUCUUCACUGACGCUAAAGGGAAAAGAGAUAACACCAUGUAGUUUUGACCUUUCCAGUUUAGCGCUCCGUCUGAUAUAAUCACCCUUCCAGUCUUUCUGAGGUCAGUUGCCUUAUGUUAUUAGCAUCAUAUUUUGCUCUGCCCAGCUCACGUUGUUUGAUAGAUCCUUUAAUAAAGGGACCACGGCCCCGUCAUGUCUCUUUGAUUUUUUUUUACCAUCGUGGCAACUCUUCCUUUCUUUGCUGAGUUCAGGGAUUGAUCGAACGGCUUGAACACAAAACGCUCUUCCAUGGAACACCCACAAUGCACUUGUGGACGCCUUGUUACGCCUGGACUACAGACCCGCAGAGGGACACUGGAGCCUACAGUUUUGGGAAUAUCGUUCUUAUUCCUAACGCUCUCUUUUUCCUGCUCCCAGGCUUUCCACAGGACACAGAAGCUCUUCUUCUGACAAAGACUGUUUCCAUUUAUUACCUACAAUGACUUUGUGAUAUCUGGUACAUCUGUAGGUUUCAUGCUUGUGUCUGAAGAGACUCUUUGAUUCAAGAGGAAAAAAAAGACAAGUCUGGACAGACCAAACCAAUCAAGCACCUGGAGGAUCUGACGAUGCUGUAAUUGUACUUCCUGCAGGGCAAAGAUGUCACUUCCUCUCAAUAAGCACACAAGCUCUUGGCUUCCUGUUUGCAGCUAAAAGCAUGCAAGGAAGACUUUAAAAGCACUCAAAAGAAGAAGAACAAUGGGGGGGGGAAAUGUAUGCAGUUUAAAAUGAGUGUAAAGAAAAAUAAAGUGGGUGGUAGGAAUUUUUUUCAUGAACUUUUUCUAAAAGACCAGACUGGACUGCAAGAUGUAAGCAAUUGUCAUCAUCCUUAAAAGGAGCUGUUACAACAGUCAGCUGAAAUAGAAAAAAAAAACAGCAUAAAGUAUCUUUUUUUGUAAAUAUUUUGUGAAAUGGAAAAAUAAAGACGUGAUUUGGAGAAGGGUUCCAAAUAAACGAACAAAUUUAAAA